Durio zibethinus is the source of this 2094-nucleotide messenger RNA. RefSeq lists its product as uncharacterized. The record is from RefSeq and is a predicted model, not a curated record. Lineage: Eukaryota; Viridiplantae; Streptophyta; Magnoliopsida; Malvales; Malvaceae.
CGGCUAAUUGACUUCCACAACCCGAAACGUUUCAUAUUUUUUUUGUCCAAGAGGUAUUCGACAACGUUUUUCGCCUCUAAAUCCUAUCCAAUACCCCGUCACCAAUUUCACUCCAAAGAAAAAUCCUCUCUACAUUUCUAAAAGGAGCCAUAUUUGCGACGAUGGAGCUGGUCAAUCUUCUGGGUUUCGGUUCAUAGGAGAGGCAUUCUGAUUGACAAAUUUUGAUGAAGAAUUUAUAACAUCACUUAUGAGUUUGACAUCUGCAAGCCUCCUCAAAUUUGGUUUGAGUCCUCAAACCAAACUUUCAUAUAGAAAGUCAUUCAUUUCACGAUCAUCAUCUGGGUUUCUUAACAUCAGGGCUGUGCAAGAGAAUGGAGGUCCUCGUAGACUGGUUGACAUCAUAAGGCUUGUGCCAGAUAUCUCUAGGAAUUACUUUCGAAGUCCCUCUCGAAGGGCACUUUUUGGUGGAAUUUCCUUGCUGGGAGGUUUUUAUGUUGCACAAACAAUCUCCCUGUCCUUUGGAGCUUUAGGUGUCAAUGAUGUUAUUGCAGCAGUAUUAUGUGUGCUCCUGACUGAGUAUGUGACAAGGUUUUAUUACAGCCGUCCAAAGGUAACCUUCCCCCUUGCUCUUCUCAACAAUUUCAAGAUGGGUUUCACCUAUGGACUCUUCAUUGAUGCUUUUAAGCUUGCCAGUUGAUUAUAUCCAGUUGUCUUGAUACUUGUGAUGGUCAUUAAUUCGUAGUAUUAAGUUUUUAAACCUCUCAGUGUUCCUAUAAUGUAUAUUUUCUACCAUACCUUUUGCCCUAAUCUUUUGUCACAUCCUCUUUUUCCCGUGUUAUUAUUACCUAUUUAUUUUCUUCCUUCUAAUUUGCUCCAAGUGCCUCUAUGCUUCUUUUUUGUUGCUGUAAGUAUGUAAACUCUCUUCUGUCUACAUGUUGCUGAAGCAAGCAAUCAGACCAAAAUUUUUGAUGUAUUAUCCUAAUUGUUAUGUUGUAAAGCUAUUAACUUGGUGAUCCAGACAUGUCUCUCCCCAUUGUAACUUUUGUACUGAAUUGGAUGUGGCCUUUUGCUUUUUCAUUUACUUACCUGGAGAAACUGCAGUAGUAGUUCUGCAGUUGCUGAUUUGUAUUGGUGCGUGCAAUUCCACAUCCUUUCUUUUCUUGAAACUGUUAAAGAUGAAGCUUAUAUAAAGAUAUAUACCAUUGGAGGCACAAAAUGCUUAUGGACAGUGCCUGCUUAAUAGUUCUAUGAGGUGGUGGUUUCGAAUAAACAUUCCAAUUAGCUUUGCCUGUGCCUAUGAAUAUUGUAAGGUUCCUUUUAAUUAAUCAUGUAUCCCAGUUCCCAAAAGGACAUUUUUCUAUGCCAUGCCCUAUUUAUAACAAUUGUAUACAUGCUAUGACCAACCGUGUUGCAAUAUAUGCUGUUGAUCUUGAGGUAGUCCCUCACUCAAGUCCCUCAUCCUAAUCUUCCCCAAGAGACGAACUUGGAUGGUCAUUGACUGGUCCUUUAGUUACACCGUCUUCUUAAAGGUGCUCGCUCUUUAAUUUCUCAGGCAGCAGUACCUCAGUGAAAGAUUCCAAGAUGGAUUGCAUAUCCUUGUCUCUAAUGGAAGAUGGUGAACUUGAAACAUAGAUACUAAUGGAAGAUGGUGCUCAAAACUGCUUUAUUAGUAUGUAUGUUUCCAUGAAUUGUCUACCAGAAUCAGAAUAUCCGGAAUGCUUGGUUCUUCUUUCAUCCUACUUGGCUGGGUGGGAGAGCUUUUCUGAUCACUUCUUCACUGCUAAGUAGAUAGAAUUGAAAAAGAGAAGGAAAUUUGAUAAUAAAACCAAGAGAGAUAUAAACGAAACCGUUUCUGUAAUAGCCUGUAGCCUGUAGCCUGAAUCGGAGAUAUCAAAUUCGUCAAUCUACUAAGAUGAUUUUUGCAUCUUUUAAAACAAGUUCUUUGGAGUUGUUGCCUCUAAAAAAACCCCAAUUCUAGUUUUGCUGGUAUUAUUUCAAUGGUGGUUUACAUGGUUCAUGAAUUACUGCACAAUCAUUAAACCUGUUUUUUUGUUUUUCAGAAAAAAAAAAAAAAGCAAGAGAAGGGUUUCUCUC